CAUUUUUAUUCGAAGAAUUUUCUUUUUUAAAAAAUUCGAGUUACGCGAACGCAAAUUUACCAAUACAAAGUGAUUAUAUUAGUUUUGCGAUAACUUGAAUCUAGCUGGUGUUCUGCAACGGGCAGACGAACUGGAUUCGAGAUACUGUAAUUAUAAAUUACACAUUUGAAGUUGCCUUAGAUAAUUUUUCCCCAUUUCACCAUAAGAAAAAAAAAAAAAAGAGAGAAAGUGUCGUGGAAAACUGAAAAUUUUGUCGAUAUUGCAAUGAAAUUGAAGUUUGAGGUGCUGGAAAAAUCUUAAUUAAAGUUUUAAGGUCACAGAAUGUUAGAAAAAGGGAGAAAAAAAUCUAUCACCAAGGUUCUAUGAGUCAACCAAGAAAACGCAAAAAAGAAAGAAAAAACAUAUUGAAUUUUUAUUACAAAGGAGUGUCGAGUGAAGCGCUUAGCGACUUCUCAUAACAACGUCAAACAAAAUUGAUUUCAAGUUAAUAUCAGGAUAGAAAUUAAAUCUUGAACAGCUUCAAAGUAUACUCUAAUAGCUUUUCAUGGUGGAAAAAAAAGAAAUGAAAGAAAAAUCUUCUUCCGUCUGUGACCUCUUUAAUAUUUGAUGAUGUUACAAAAGAAAUUAUUAUGCAAAAAGCGUUUCAUCCCCCCUCAAAGUUGCAUGUGGAAAAUUUUCAGUGUAUCCUCGUUUCAUGUGGCAAAAAUAAGUGAAGCAGCAAAAAAAAUCCUUAAUUAAUGCAUUUUCCUCUCUUUCCCCUUCAGUCACAUACACAUUUCUCAUGUUUCUCUUCUUCAGAAUAAAAUAAAAAACAUCAGAACUUUUAUUCAAAAUUGUGCACUCAUUUUUAAUUUUGUAUUUUUCUCUUCUUAUUUUCCCUUCCCACCGACUAAUUUUUUAGUAUCAGAACGAAACAAAAUUAGUGUCUGACAAAAGCAGUGAUCGUAAAUUAAGCGCAAAAUAAAACAAACAAAAAGUAAAAAAAAAGAAAUAGAGAAGAAAGAUGUUACACAUAACAUAAAUAAUCAUGGAAUAGCUAAAAUAAAAUCAAUUCUAUUAGUGAAGCAUUGUAGUGUUUGCUUGUGUGUAAAUUUCAUUACCGAAGGAAGAGAAAAAUUCAUUGAAAGUUCACCAAAAAGAAGAAGAUACGAAAGAAGUUUAAAAAAAAGCAUAGGAAAGCUUAAAGUAUUCAUAUUUCAUUGUACGAACAGGGAUAUAAAGCAUUCGUAGCAAUUAUAAGUUGGGACUUGCUGUCCCGUGCUCGAAGCUAAGUCAUUCCCCCAUAUCACGAUUAAAAGACACAAAAAAGAUCAACAUCUGUAACCAGAAAAGACUGCCGUAACAAUUGAAAAUCAAACAAAAUAUCCGGCAUAGUCGAAGACGAGUGGCGGCCGGAGAGGCCCAUGGUUCAACGAGCCAAUACCACUUCGGAUGCCCCAAGUGCGAGUACCACUCGUAUGGCCUCACUUGGUGGUAUAGGAUACCAAAGCGCGGGAUACAAUAAACUCUUUACCCAGACAUGCACUGCAUGCGCCUUUGAAAUUAAAUUUAAAUAUAAAUUUGAUGACAUCAUGGAAUUUGUUGAUAUUCACCAAUUCUCAUUUGUUUUUUAUUUUAAGGGUUCUGCUGACUCAAACUACUCACAACCAUCUUCCGAUCUGUCGCUGGACGAGGAAAAAGAGUCUCUUCGGAGAGAAAAAGAGCGUCAAGCUCUGGGGCAGUUGGAGAAGGCUCGAACGAAACCGGUAGCAUUUGCUGUGCGAACGAAUGUGUCGUACGAUGGAAGUGUGGAUGAUGAUUCGCCCGUACAUGGCAGUGCUGUAUCGUUCGAAGUAGGAGACUUUUUACACAUUAAGGAAAAAUAUGACAAUAAUUGGUGGAUCGGUCGGCUGGUGAAAGAAGGCUGUGAGGUGGGCUUCAUUCCAAGUCCAGUGAAACUCGAACACAUUCGAAUUCAAGCCUCAGCAGUGCGAUCGUCAAAACUCUAUGCAUCCAAAGCUUCAUCCAGUGGGAAUUUGGGUAUGGCGGCCGCCCCUGGCGUUGAACCGUCAAGGGGCAGCACACCUCCAACCCCCGGUGAUGAAAGCGAUUCAAUGGGUGCAUCGCGUCACGCGAAAACACCGCUGGCAACGCCGCCGACGAAAGAAAAAAGAAAACCGUUUUUCAAAAAACAAGAAACCGCAUCACCAUAUGAUGUUGUGCCAUCAAUGAGACCAGUUGUGCUGGUAGGACCGAGUCUAAAAGGCUACGAGGUCACAGAUAUGAUGCAAAAAGCUUUAUUUGAUUUUCUCAAACAUCGUUUUGAGUCAAGGAUCAUUAUAACUCGUGUUCAAGCAGAUAUAUCAUUAGCUAAAAGAUCCCUGAUGAAUAAUCCUUCUAAGCGUGCAAUCAUGGAACGAUCAAAUAGUCGUUCAACAUGUUUGGCUGAGGUACAAGCUGAGAUUGAAAGAAUUUUUGAGUUGGCUCGAACCCUUCAGUUAGUUGUCUUGGACUGUGAUACUAUCAACCAUCCGUCACAGUUAGCUAAAACGUCACUAGCACCAACCAUAGUUUAUUUAAAAAUAGCUAGCAGUAAAGUUUUGCAAAGAUUAAUCAAAUCACGUGGAAAAGCUCAAGCGAAAAAUUUAUCAGUUCAAAUGGUGGCGGCUGAGAAACUGAGUCAGUGUCCUCCUGAAAUGUUUGAUGUUAUAUUAGAUGAAAAUCAGUUAGAAGAAGCAUGCAAUCAUUUAGCAGAAUAUUUAGAGGCUUAUUGGCGUGCAACACAUCCACCUGUUCGAUCAACACCCAUGCAGCGACCAUUGCCACAAGAAGCCUCUCCGACGAUUGAAAAUCGAAUGGGAACAACCCCACCUGUCGUUCAAGGCGUUAUUCGUAGACAAAUAAGUGCACAAAGAUCAUCAUCAUAUAAUCAGCAGAGUAAUCGACGUUCGGCGAGAUAUCCGGACCGUGAAAAAGACAGAUUAGAUCGAUUGGAACGUGAGAGAGAGCGUAUUCAAGCUCGUGAACGAGACAUAGCGAUGAGCUACAAUUUGAAUGACGAUGAGAUGACAAAUGACCGACAAUAUGUUGGUGGAAUGCGAGACGAAUAUCAAAUGCAUAGAGAUGAGAGACGUGCUAUAGAUAGGGAUCCGCGUAAUCGAGAUCCUCGAGUGGAUCGCGAUAGAACUCAUUUAGACGUAGGCAGUAAUAGUAGACAUUUAGUGAGUAAUAGUAGUAAUUACGAUGAUAGUUUGGAUCUUAUACGUGAGAAAGAGAAAGAAAGAUUCACUCAUCGACGUGACCGCGACGCUGAGUACAGCCCACACAGAGGUAACAGCCGUAGGGUCUUGAAUGCCAAUGCCAUGUAGGAAUCAAGAAUUUAAUAAUCUCGGUAAACAAUUUGCAUUCCCUUUAAUCCUAAAUGAAAGCGAUUGGAAUUCUUUCCUGCGAAUGAAAAUUGUUUAUUGAGAUUUUGUGCAAUGAUGAAACUUAAACUUGAAGAGAAUUAAGCUACAAAGCUGUUUUCACCGUUUUUUCUUCGUCAUUGCACAAUGGUUGCACGCUGCCAGCCGGAACUUAUCGAUGGUGUUCUAUGUAUGUUCUAUGAAAAGCUUUGGAAUGAUAUGAGAUGAAUGAUAAACUCUCUUGUUGCUUAAAUCCAUCCGACAAUCAGCCUGCAACCAGCUUCAAAUCAAUUCAACUUUGAUGCAUUUUUUCGUCUCGAACUAAAUAAGAAUCCUCACGAAGUAGAUAAUGAAAAAGUACUUUUAAGAGCAGCUGAAAAAAAAAUCUUUUGGAAAAACAUUUGAAAACAAUUUCUUGUGAUAAAACAAAUAAAAAUUUACACCGACAAACUUAAAUACUUACAUAUUCGAUAUGAUCGGGAAAUUCUUGAAGUUGAAUUGAUUCCAUAAUUGUCUUCAAUAAUUAGAAGCAAAUAGAAAAAGAAAAAACAUUUUUAAUUCUCUCUACAUCUCUUGUUAAGAAUUCAUUUCGUUCAUUUUAUUUCUCGACGGAAGAACUUAAGCAUUUUAAUGAAGCUCUGAACCCACGCUUUUAAAUAAAAAACAAAGAAAAAACAUU
This is a messenger RNA of Clunio marinus, 4062 nucleotides long. The record is from the annotation of a GenBank genome assembly. NCBI's taxonomy places the organism in Eukaryota, Metazoa, Arthropoda, Insecta, Diptera, Chironomidae.